AUGAGAUUCUAAUAGUGAUAAGAGAAAAAAUAAAAAAAUUCCAAUCAUGCUAUAGGUUAAUGUAUAAUAAUAAUUAAGUCAAACAGCUAAGGAUAUAUUUUGGCUUAUGCAAAUAAUAUAGUUAUCAUAUUCAGAAACCGUAGUUCUGCAAGAAAAUACCUCAGGGUUAAAUUUUAAAAAAAAGGAUAAAGAAAAAAGGAGAGAAAAUAUUAAGGAAUUAGAAGUUUUAAAAAAGUAUAAAGAAUUCUAAUAAGUUUGA
Messenger RNA from Paramecium sonneborni, 259 nucleotides. The record is from the annotation of a GenBank genome assembly. NCBI's taxonomy places the organism in Eukaryota, Ciliophora, Oligohymenophorea, Peniculida, Parameciidae.